Molecule: messenger RNA, 790 nt
Organism: Prorocentrum cordatum
Lineage: Eukaryota; Dinophyceae; Prorocentrales; Prorocentraceae
Source: the annotation of a GenBank genome assembly
GGUGCUGCCCCUCGGCUGCUGCUGGCGCUGGGGGUGUGCGCGGCCCCGCCACCCGCGGUGCGCGCCGCAGAGGCCACGUGCGCCGACGACGACGCCAGGUGGGCGGCGCGCGGCAAGAGCUGCCAGCAGAUGAGGCUGCUGUGCCUCGACGGCGGCAGCUUCGGCGACCUCGUGCGCGCCUCCUGCCCGCUCGCCUGCGGGCUCUGCGAGCAGUCCGCCGGGGAGGCUGCCCCGGCUGCCCGCGGCUUCGAGGGCGUGCCUGGGGAUGCCGCCGGCGACUCCUCCGACGAGGUCGCCCUGCUGAGCGUCGCCGUGGACCCCGAGGACGAGGUGUCCUACGCCCAGCGCGGCGUCACCGCCGCGGGCCCGCGGCCCCCGCUGGCUCGCCCCGCGCGCGCCGCGGAGCCCCCGGCGGCGCCCGGCCGUGGCGAGGGGCGGCGGCGCAACGCCUCGGCCGCCGCGGGCAGGACGGAUCUGCGUGGUGUCUUGUGGUUGGACGUGGCGGACAACCUGGACGAUGAGAUGGCGCCGAAUGCGACUGCUUCCAGGAGCCAUGUCCAGAACGCGACCUCCCUCGAGGGGGAGCCAGGGAUUUCCGUGACCAGUGUGAGGAGGAGCGCGCCGAGCCCCGGCGAGGAGCGGCCGGAGGCCUUCCUCCCUGGCGGCCCGAGGAGACCUCCCGCGGCGGGCGCGCUCCGCUCCCGGCGGGAAGAUCCACGCUGUGAGAGCAGCACGUCGUCGGGGGUUUUGUGAGGCUCGCUCCCAGAAUCUCCUGCCUCGCUCUCGACCU